AUGAGCACAGACAAUCGUCCAUCACGCAGGCUGAUAAGAGAAGACAUCAGAAAGAGAUUGGUGCAAAAUCCGAACCCUGAAGUUAUCGAUCAAAUAGACACAUUCAUGUUCCACUAUCUCCACGAAAGAGGCUUUCAUAACGUAAUUGAAAGGUAUGUUGUUUUAACCAUUGAAAAUAAUAAUUCAGUUAGUCUGGAAGUAGCGUUAAACUUGUUCAAUAAGAGAAGAUUGAUCCGAUUUAUCCAAGGUGGUGAUUUUGAAAAGGCUAUUAAUUACCUUAACCAAUGCAAAAAAUUUAUACGAGAUGCUGAAUUUAACACUGUUAUGCGUAGAAUUCUCUAUGCAUACUUUCCGUGUUUAAUGUUAAAAGGAGAGACUGCCAGAGCUAUGAAGUUGAUUACUGACAUGGAAAAUAUGGGUCUUUAUGAUCAGGAAGCUAAACUCAAGUAUGGAGAUUUGUUAAAAUUCGAAAAACUUUCGAAUGUGAUCUCAAGAGAAAUGGUAAUCAGUAAAUGUGCAGAGGUUGUCACAAAAGAUUUGGAAAAUAUUGAAGAUCAUUACGGAGCAGAAAACCAAGACAUUCCAACAAAAUAUGAGAAACUAGAUCCUACUUCAUUAAUCUUAAAUAUGAGUAAUGUAUUCAACGCAGAGCCUCCCUCUUUCACACAAACAGGCAAUACAUAUCAAAUGGUAGUUGACAAUCAACCUUCCAGUAUUUGGAGUGACUAUUCUCGUACUGAUAGAUCUUCUACUAAAAAGAAGAGAUCUUAUUAUGAAUAUGCCACCGAAAAUCCAGGAAAUAUUGUUGCUAAUAUUCCAGAACCGUCAACUCCUUCCUUAAAUCAACAAAAGCACAAAUACUCUAUCUCCAUUUUGGAUACUGCUGAGGUGUUCAAAGCACCUGUGCAUACUAUUAUUUAUGCACCUCCUCAAAAACCACCAAAAUCAAAUUCUAGGUUAAUGUUCUUAUCAAAGCAAGGAAAUAACUUGUCUGCAAAGACCUUCAAGACAGCAAAUGAAAAAUUACAGGAUGUUCCAAAUUAUCUACUGGAUGCAAAAUAUGCUAACUUUUUACAAACCAAGAAUGAUUUACUUCCAGCCUACACAUUUGGUGUCAAUACAGUGUUUAUGGAAGCAGUGAAGGAUGACAAAUUUUUAUUAUUUAAAUUGGAAACAGACAAGUACUUUUUAUGGGAUGCACAAAUGGUUGAUGUUAACAUGACAUCAAUUUUAGUAGAAAAAGAUACAAGCAAGCCUCUUGUUGGAACAUUUGAUGGUAGAUUGGCAUAUAUGAAGUACGAACACGAAUUCACUUCUUUGAUUAAACUUGGAGAUAGUCCAAUCAUUAGAUUACUAGAUUGUUCUGAGGGUGAUCUUAAUCUUAAGUAUGCUCUUGCAAGAAAUGGGUGCAUUUAUAGGGUUGAUAUUAAUGCCAAAGGGGAGGUUCUACCAAAUACAGUGGUGAAGUAUGACUCAAACAUUUGUCAAGGAAAUGAAAUUCCAGAACUGCACAUUAAUCCUGACAAGAAGACAGAGCUAGUUCUUAGAUGUGGUAAUUCCAUUCAAAUAAUUACAUGUGGAAAAAAACCAAAUGCUGGAGUAGUUCAGUUUUCGAAACAACACUCCAAAGAUAUUCCAGAUUUAACAUGCAUUUGUUUCAGCCAUGAUGGAUCAUAUAUAUUUUAUGGUAAGACGAAUGGUGAAAUACAGGUUGUUACCACUCCAAACUUGUUACCAAGAAGUACCUUGACCACCCUUUCGAAUGACUAUGCUACCUGUAUAUCUUAUUGUCCAGAUCUAAAAGAUCCAACACAGCCAAAGGAAUCAACUGGUUAUCUUGCUAUUGGUACCAAUUCAGGCAAAGUUGUAUGGUUAAGUUUAAAUACCAAAUAA
Molecule: messenger RNA, 1893 nt
Organism: Naegleria gruberi
Lineage: Eukaryota; Heterolobosea; Eutetramitea; Acrasida; Naegleriidae
Exons: 1
Coding region: 1-1893 (630 amino acids)
Molecular function (GO): protein binding
Source: RefSeq, a predicted model, not a curated record